UAAAGCAAUAAAAAACGGCUGACGGCGUAUCCCGUUUUGGAUCUAUCAAUCUCCAAAUCCCCGUAAAAACACUGAAAGACAGCACCUUUGAUUUCGAGGGAGGGGUGUAGAUCUUCGCUUCUCUCCUUUGAUUGUCUUCGCGUAAUAAUCGUACACAUUUCUCUCAGACAUGAAAAAUGGGGCUAUCUUUCACAAAGCUAUUCAGUUGGCUUUUCUCCAAGAAAGAGAUGCGCAUAUUGAUGGUUGGACUUGAUGCCGCUGGUAAAACCACAAUUCUUUACAAGCUCAAGUUGGGAGAGAUUGUCACUACCAUUCCCACCAUAGGUUUCAAUGUUGAGACCGUGGAAUACAAGAACAUCAGUUUCACUGUUUGGGAUGUUGGUGGCCAGGACAAGAUCCGACCAUUGUGGAGGCAUUACUUCCAAAACACACAAGGACUUAUUUUUGUGGUUGAUAGCAAUGAUCGCGAUCGUGUGGUUGAGGCUAGAGAUGAGUUACAUAGGACGUUGAACGAGGACGAGUUGAGGGAUGCUGUUCUGCUAGUAUUCGCAAACAAGCAAGAUCUUCCAAAUGCUAUGAAUGCUGCUGAGAUUACUGACAAGCUUGGUCUUCAUUCUCCCCGCCAGCGCCACUGGUAUAUCCAGAGCACAUGUGCCACUUCCGGUGAAGGACUGUACGAGGGACUGGACUGGCUCUCGAACAAUAUUGCAAACAAGGCAUAGAUGGCAUAAUUGAGUUCAGUCACCACUAAUUCAGGUUCCUUUUUGAGUUAUAUGGAUGUCUACCCCAGUUCAAGUGUGCUGUAUUUUUCAUGGUUUCUCGCAAAAAUUGCCAUUUGUUGCUUGUAGUUCAAGAAUAAUUGUUAAAUUUUUUGGUUUUUCCUUGUGGUAUUAUCUGAAUAUAGCUACCAAAAGAAACAAACAGUUUUGGGCCAUUCUUCCUUGGUGAAAAUUGAUGGUUACGCCGUUUGAUUGCUGUAAUGUUAAAUAUAUAAAUACAAUAUAAUGUCGUUUCUUUGUUUGGGUU
This is a messenger RNA of Gossypium raimondii (Peruvian cotton), 1026 nucleotides long. RefSeq names its product ADP-ribosylation factor. Gene Ontology annotation, molecular function: GTPase activity; GTP binding. NCBI's taxonomy places the organism in Eukaryota, Viridiplantae, Streptophyta, Magnoliopsida, Malvales, Malvaceae. The record is from RefSeq and is a predicted model, not a curated record. The coding region runs from base 177 to 722 and encodes 181 amino acids. Gene Ontology annotation, cellular component: cytoplasm. The transcript has 7 exons. Gene Ontology annotation, biological process: vesicle-mediated transport; intracellular protein transport.